Messenger RNA from Durusdinium trenchii, 1227 nucleotides. The record is from the annotation of a GenBank genome assembly. Lineage: Eukaryota; Dinophyceae; Suessiales; Symbiodiniaceae.
AUGGUGGGACGAGAAGGACGUCCAGUCAGCUGUCCUUGCUCCAUCCCACGGAAACUGCGAUGGUGCUCAAGGCCAGAGCGACUUGGGCGGCCAGAUGUGCGAGUUGCAGCGGCUUCGCAGCAGUCGCGAUUCCGUCCGUUGGCAGCGGAGCCGAGAUCUGUUGCCGGGAAGGUCCUUGCUGAUGGUGAAGCUUCAAGGAACACAGACGACAAGGGCAACGGCCAUGGCCACGUGACCUUCUCUGCAUGGCGCCGACCCUCCUUGCGCCAGCUACGUGAGUUCAGCCUGCAGGGGGUGAAAUUCUAUGCCUUCACCGUUCCACACGAGAACACCAUACAGGUGGCAGUGUGGAGACAACUUGGUGAUGUGGUAGCAGCAGGAUACAGGUCUUCCUUCGAUUCCUCUUUGCCGAUUUUGGUGAAAGUGGUGGCUCCGGAAGACUCACUUAGUCCUGGGAGGAUAGCGGCGCGGAUUGGACCCCUAGCAGACCUCUACCAGCGGAAACCCUUUGACAGGAAGACUUGGGUCUAUUGGGAAUCCUUCUGGGUGCCAGGCAAAGUGGGAAAGAUGUGCCUGAAGCCCUUGGAAGCGCAGUCUUCCGUAGUGCUGUACGCUGGACAGGUGCCACGGCCACGUCAUUCUGCAGCAGUGUCAACUCAGGACCUUGCAGCACUUGAAUCGAAGGCCCACGCCUUUGCUGACAUCUACCGCAGGGGAGUCUGGCCUGGAAUUUGUUCCCGGUCUGGACCUGGGUCUGAUCCCUUCCAUCCCAUGGCGCGCAUUGCCAUCACAGCAUUGGACAUGGCUGUGGAUCUGUUGGAAGCCACCUCGAUGCUGGAUGCUGCUUGUGGCGAUGCCGCCUGGAUUGCAUGUGGAUUCCUUUCGAGAAGACCUGAGGUCAAGUACACUGGAGUGGACAUCGUGGAGCAUGUCAUUGAGGAAAACCGGCAGAAAUUUCCGGCAUUGAGGUUCAUGGCCGCAGACUUCAGCCGAGAGACUUCGCUGCCAGCCACGGACUUUGUCUUCUCCAAGGAGACAUUAAACCACAUGUUCCUGGAUGAUGCUGUGCGAGCCCUGCACGUGCUACAAUCUUCUGGAACGAGAUACCUGGUGACGAACAUCCACCGUGGCGCGCCAAAUCAACUGGGUGAAACAAAAGGUCAUCAUGCACACUAUGCCCCGUAUGACUAUUCCCUGCCGCCCUUCAAUUUGAGGCAGACAAAUUGA